ACACACAGGUGGAACUAAUUAGACAAAACCAACAGACAAACGAAAAAGGGAUCGGUAGUGGCUAGUAGGACGGUGACGACGACCGCCGAGCACCGCCCGAACAGGCAGGGGAGCCAACUUCGGCGGAAGUCGUGACACAGAGUCCUUCGGGUGUCUUUUGGCAAACUACAAGCAGGCUGUGAUGUGUCUUUUACGAGGAGUGGCAUCCAUCUGGCCACUCUACCAUAAAGCCCUGAUUGGUGAUGUGCUGCAGAGAGAAUCCAUCUUGAAGGUUCUACCAUCUCCACAGAGGAACUCAGACAGAGCUGCCUUAGUAAUGGCCUCCCCUUCACCCCACGACCGGAGUCGUCGCCCCAGCGAGGACCAGGAUGAGGAGGACCCAGUGGACCAGAUGAUCAGCAGGACAGGAUGUGGGGAGCUGCACUACGCCGUACAGGAGUGCAUGGCUGAGCACCAGGACUGGAGGAAGUGUCAGAGUCAGGUCCAGACCUUUAAAGACUGUAUGAUGACCUUCCAGAAGGCCCGGAAGGAACAGCUGAUGAAGCAGAGGCCGUCUACAGAGUCGGCCUAGAAGAGCAUCGGGUGGUUUGGGUGUUUUCGUAUCUGGACUGAUAACUGAGAUAUCAACGUUUUAGUUUUGCCGCUGACAUUAUAAUUGGUUAACGUGUCUAAAACAGUCCUUCCCAAAUGGUGGAUCGCAACUGAGAUUUUCUGGGCCACAGCCCAAGACUGGGUCCGUGCUGACUGGGUCCGUGCUGACUGGGUCCGUGCUGACUGGGUCCGUGCUGACUGGGUCCGUGCUGACUGGGUCCGUGCUGACUGGGUCCGUGCUGACUGGGUCCGUGCUGACUGGGUCCGUGCUGACUGGUGGUUCAUUACACAUAAAGCUGUAGGUCUCAACUCAUCAAAUUGUGGGAAAAGACAACGUUAAAACACCGUCACACUGCUUAGAGCACAGACUGUUUGUCACAGUAUUUGUUAUGACCGCAGAACCUUUUCUCAGACUGUUUUCCCUCUGGGCUUUCCUGAUGCGUCAAGAUUAAUAACUGACGAUUCUCUUCUCUAAAUCAAUCAUGUGGUUUCGGGCUGUGUGUGUGUGUGUUGAAAAGCUACAACAUUUCAUUCACAGCUUAUACUUGGUUAAAGGGUGGAUGGGUGUGUGCUUGCCCUAAGAGAGAGAGAGAGAGAGAGAGAUCAGUUCCUGUAGUGGCAGAGUUAACAGGCACAUUUGAAUGUGCUUGUAUUCAUUUUGACAUUAAAAGAAGUAUAUAUGUCCCCAUCA
Molecule: messenger RNA, 1282 nt
Organism: Oncorhynchus kisutch (coho salmon)
Lineage: Eukaryota; Metazoa; Chordata; Actinopteri; Salmoniformes; Salmonidae
Gene: coa4
Product: cytochrome c oxidase assembly factor 4 homolog
Exons: 2
Coding region: 182-571 (129 amino acids)
Biological process (GO): mitochondrial respiratory chain complex IV assembly
Cellular component (GO): mitochondrial intermembrane space
Source: RefSeq, a predicted model, not a curated record